Molecule: messenger RNA, 970 nt
Organism: Juglans regia (Persian walnut)
Lineage: Eukaryota; Viridiplantae; Streptophyta; Magnoliopsida; Fagales; Juglandaceae
Exons: 1
Coding region: 84-662 (192 amino acids)
Source: RefSeq, a predicted model, not a curated record
CUCUCUCUCUCUCUCUCUCUCUCUCUCUCUCUCUCUCAUAUUAAAAAGAAAAACCUCACUCUGAGAACAAUAUAAUCGCAGAGAUGGAACCAAACGUGCCACCAGUGAUAGCGAAGAGAAUAUGGAGCAUAGUACGUGUAGCUUUCUUCAUGUUGCGAAAAGGCAUAUCCAAGAGAAAGCUAAUGCUCGACCUCAACAUGAUGAUGAAGCGUGGCAAGAUCGCCGGAAAAGCUAUCACCAACCUCAUGUUCAACCACAACCACCACCACAACGCCGCGUCCUCGGCCCCGCGCGAGUACGAGUUCAGCUGCAGCAACACCCCCAACUACACCUUCCACCUCAGCAAUAAGCGCCGCCACCACAGCCACAACAACCAUCACCACAGCCACUUCUUCUCUUGCGCCCACGCGCCGGCGACCCUAGACGAUGACUUAGCCACUAUGAAUGCUGUUAAGGCGGUGCUGAUGGAGAUGUUGAACAACGAAGCGGCGGUGGAGGCAUCGCCGGCACUCCCUGGCUUCGGACGGAGCCCCAUGGUGAGGCAGCUGAGGAUAACGGACUCGCCGUUCCCGUUGAGGGAAGCCGACGAGGACUCCCACGUAGACAAGGCUGCCGAGGAGUUCAUAGAGAGGUUUUACAAGCAGUUGAGGCAGCAGAAGUGAUUAAUGGCGGGAGGAGUAAAGAGGAGUCGGUCUUUAUUAUAAAUUUCGGGCAAGAGAUCAGCUUUGUUAUAUAUGGACAUUACGUCUAUUUGGGACGAGACGACCUCCAUGUCUUUGUUCGGAUCACAAUAAAAUUAUUGUACGAAGUUUCAGUUUAUGUGUAAGCAUAUGUGUAUGUCAUGUUGGUAAUCCUAGCUAGCUAGCUAGCCAGGAGAAGGAAUUAAGUUUUCGUUUUUUCAUUUUUUUGAAAGGAAGAGAAGGAAGUUUUCAGACUGUAAUGUAAGGAGGGAGAGAUGUGCAUACUGCUA